AUGAAGACCGUUGCUGGUAUCGCCAUCGCGGCCCUUGUGGCCAGCGCUCAAGCCACUGGCUGGGAAGACAAGCCUGUUGACCCAAUCAAGAGCAGCAGCACCACCACCACCACGGCUGCCUCGACUUGGAUCGACUACGACCCAUCGAAGAGCACCACCACCACCACCACCACCAAGCCCGUCGAGGAGACCGAGACCCCCACCUACUGGGGUGACGCUCCAGUGGACCCGACCAGCGAGUCGACCACCACCACUGCUGCUUCCACAUGGAUCGACUACGACCCAUCCAAGACCAGCACCACCACCAAGCCAGUCAAGGAGAUCACCAGCACCACCACUAAGUGGGAGGACUACACUGUGUCGACUUCCAGCAGCAAGCCCGUGAAGCCGACCACCACUUCCACCAAGCCCGUUGUGGACACCACCACCACCAGCGCCGCGACUUGGGCUGACCCGACCGCUACUUGGGUUGAUGCCGCUGUCGGCUCUUGCAAGGUCGUCACCGUGACCAAGACCGGCAGCUGGAUCUGGGUCCCUGCCCCAGCUGACCCGACCACCUGGGUUGAGGUCCCUGCGCCGAGCAGCACGACCACCACGACCACCAAGCCCGUGGCGCCAACCACCUCCGCCUCAGCUUCCUCCACCUGGAUCGACUACCCCGUCGACCCCACCACCAAGUCCACCACCACCACCGUCGCCACCUCCACCUGGGGCGAUGUUUCCACCAUCGCGCCCAGCACGAUGCCCACCCCAACCUGGACCAAGCCAGCCACCACGCUCUCGACCUCAACCAAGACCAGCACCACAACCACCACUACUUCCGCGGUCCCCAAGCCCACCGGCGCCACGUGCCCCAACGACAACGGCAAGACCCUCGCCGCCGAAGGCUCCUGCGGCGGCUCCUUCCAGGUCAACUGCGGCGUCAAGGCCAGCCCGGGCCCCAACAGCAAGUUCUGGCAGCGCGCCAACGGCGAGAAGAUUGCCACUCUGGCCCAGUGCAUUGCCAUCUGCAAUGACAACUCUGCCUGCGAAGCCGUCCUCUACGUCAACGGCCAGCCCGGCUCCGGCGACAACGAGCUCUGCUGGCAGACUUCCGGCCUGGGACCGGUCACCGGCACCAACUAUGCGCAGAUCGCGUACAAGACUGGUGCCAAGGGCGGGUGCAAGGCUAGCUACAAUGCUACCCCUUAA
This is a messenger RNA of Cyphellophora europaea CBS 101466, 1191 nucleotides long. RefSeq lists its product as uncharacterized. The coding region runs from base 1 to 1191 and encodes 396 amino acids. Lineage: Eukaryota; Fungi; Ascomycota; Eurotiomycetes; Chaetothyriales; Cyphellophoraceae. The record is from RefSeq and is a predicted model, not a curated record. The transcript is spliced from 3 exons.